UCAAGCCUGCAGAUAACUGCAAACAUGUCUGUGUUGUCCGAUUAAAGUUUUUUGCUUCACCCGAUUUUGUGUUAAUAACGAAAGCUGCAUUGACCCGGAAGUAAACACUGGUUCGCGGAAGUGUACUGUGAAGAAAUGGGUGUAACGUGUGUGUGUCAGGUGCCGGUGGCGGAGGGGAAGAGCGUGCAGCAGACCGUGGACAUGCUUCAUAAGAAGCUGGAGCAGCUGGGAGCCGUUAAACAGGGUAACUUCUGGGUGGACUGUGAGACGUACCACGCCACGGGGAACUCCACCGGCCAGCCGACGAAGCUGCUGUAUGUGAUGCACAACUCGGAGACGCCGCUGAGCUGCAUGGCUCUGUUCGAGGGCGGCCCGGGCCUCACCGCCGACGCCAACUUCGACGUCCUGAUGGUCAAACUCAAGAGUCACUUCCAGAACGCCAAGGGACACAAGGUGGAGUCUCGCGGCACGCGCUACCGCUACUGCGACUUCCUGGUGAAGAUCGGCACCGUGGCCAUGAGCUCCAGCGCCAGGGGCAUCUCCGUCGAGGUGGAGUACUGCGCCUGCGUGAUCCCCGGGGACUGCUGGAACCUGAUGAAGGAGUUCCUGCAGAGCUUCCUGGGGCCUCACGCUCCCGAGCUGCCGGCGGUGUUCUCCGGGAGGAGCGAGGGCCUGUACGCGCCGCUGGACUGCACCGACACCAUGAGCCAGUACCUGGAGCUCUUCGGGAGAGUGCGCAAGCAGCAGGUGCUCCCGGGCAGCGGCGUCCGCUGAGAGACUGCCUUCACUCCUCUGGAGCAAACCACUCGUUUUUGUAUCAAAACAAAAGGUUUCAGUGGCAUUAACAUCACUUUCAUUCAUUUCUACAUGAACUGUUCCCUACUGCCCAACAAUUUCACUCAAUUCUCGAUUCUUUAAACAAAAACUCGUCCCUAUUCAUACUCUAUUAACUUAAAUGCCUCCAACACUAGCUUGCUCUAUUCUUUUUCUAUACAGUCUGUUUACUUUCUUUUUUUUUGUAAUAAAAUAAAGCCUUUCUACAUGCA
Molecule: messenger RNA, 1046 nt
Organism: Puntigrus tetrazona (Sumatra barb)
Lineage: Eukaryota; Metazoa; Chordata; Actinopteri; Cypriniformes; Cyprinidae
Gene: med20
Product: mediator complex subunit 20
Exons: 4
Coding region: 136-774 (212 amino acids)
Biological process (GO): regulation of transcription by RNA polymerase II
Cellular component (GO): mediator complex
Molecular function (GO): transcription coactivator activity
Source: RefSeq, a predicted model, not a curated record